Molecule: messenger RNA, 2250 nt
Organism: Saccharomyces eubayanus
Lineage: Eukaryota; Fungi; Ascomycota; Saccharomycetes; Saccharomycetales; Saccharomycetaceae
Gene: FRA1
Product: aminopeptidase P
Exons: 1
Coding region: 1-2250 (749 amino acids)
Molecular function (GO): metalloaminopeptidase activity
Source: RefSeq, a predicted model, not a curated record
AUGACUUCAAAACCAUCCACUAGUGAAGCUAGGGCUCACUCAGUAUCCCAUGUAUCGAGCACGGGUAUGAAGGGAUCAUCGACAUCCAACAGUUCUAGACCAUUUAGACCAUGUGCGGACUGUACGUGUUCGCCCGGUCUGCUGUCCAGACAAGGACGUAGAGCCUCUCUAUUCCUAAGGAAGCUGGAAAAUUCAAGGAGGUCGUCCAGCAUGCUGCUCAAUGACCCGAAGGGAGCUGGUGGGAGUAGCGCCGCAGGAAACGGGUCUGUCUACUCCUGUGACUCGCUGUGUGCUAUUAAUAGGGAGGUUAACACCACCGAGAGGCUGUUGAAAUUGCGCCAAGAGAUGAAAAAACACGAUUUGUGUUGUUAUAUUGUGCCCAGCUGCGAUGAGCACCAGUCAGAAUAUGUAUCGUUGCGAGAUCAGAGACGCGCUUUCAUAUCCGGGUUUUCCGGGUCUGCUGGUGUCGCUUGCAUCACUAGGGAUUUGCUAAAUUUCAACGAGGACCAUCCCGACGGGAAAUCCAUUCUGAGCACCGAUGGUAGAUACUUCAACCAAGCCAGACAAGAACUGGAUUAUAACUGGACACUUUUGAAACAGAAUGAAGACCCGAUUAGUUGGGAAGACUGGUGUAUCAGGGAAGCAUUGGAAAUGGCCAAGGGACUUGGUAAUAAAGAUGAAACGGUGUUGAAAAUAGGUAUCGACCCUAAACUCAUCACCUUUAACGAAUAUGUGUCGUUCAGUAGAAUGAUUGACACUAAAUAUAAAGCCAAGGGUAAAGUGGAGCUUGUGCCCGUGGAUGAAAACUUGAUCGACAGUAUUUGGUCCGGUUUCGAAACCUUGCCCAAAAGACCUUGCAACGAAUUACUGCUGUUGAGAUAUGAAUUUCAUGGUGAAGAAUUUAAAGACAAAAAGCAAAAAUUACUGGCAAAACUAAGUAAUAAGUCUGGAAGUGCAACAGCUGCUCCUGCCAAGACUUUCAUAGUCGUUGCGUUGGACGAAGUUUGCUGGUUGCUAAACCUGCGGGGAUCCGACAUUGACUAUAAUCCAGUUUUUUUCUCUUACGUGGCUAUUAGCGAAGAGAAGACUAUUCUCUUCACCAACAAUUCUUUCAAUGAUGCUAUAUCGGAAUACUUCAAAGAAAACGAUAUUGAAGUGAGGCCCUACGAGCAGAUAUGGCAGCAUUUAACCAAGGUCACUGCCCAGGCCUCCUCCACGGACCACACAUUUUUGAUUCCUGACGGAGCAUCGUGGCAGAUGGUCCGUUGCCUAAACGUUCCAGAAGGAAAUAGCCAAGCGACGAACAAGGCGGCCCCACCAAACUACCGCAUGAUUCACUCGCCCAUCGAUGUUUUGAAAUCUAUCAAAAACGAUAUCGAAAUCAAAAACGCACACAAGGCGCAAGUCAAAGACGCAGUAUGCUUGGUGCAGUAUUUUGCGUGGCUGGAACAACAACUGGUGGUGCGCGAGGCGUUGAUAGACGAAUAUCGUGCCGCGGAAAAACUGAUCGAGAUCAAAAAAACGCAAAGAAACUUCAUGGGCAACUCAUUCGAAACGAUAUCGUCCACGGGCAGUAAUGCCGCCAUCAUACACUAUUCUCCACCGGCGGACAACUCGUCUAUGAUUGACCCUACAAAGAUGUAUCUUUGCGACUCCGGUUCGCAGUUCCUGGAAGGAACAACAGACAUAACAAGAACCAUCCAUCUAACCAAACCCACGCAAGAAGAGAUGGACAACUACACGCUGGUUCUCAAGGGUGGGCUAGCCUUGGAGAGAUUGGUGUUCCCUGAAGACACGGCCGGGUCCAGUAUCGACGCCAUUGCCAGACAGUUUCUAUGGUCGCGUGGGCUGGACUACAAGCACGGCACGGGCCACGGCAUCGGAUCUUUUCUGAACGUCCACGAAGGACCCAUGGGCAUCGGGUCCCGGCCUCAUCUGAUGAACUUCCCCCUAAGAGCCGGAAACAUCAUAAGCAACGAGCCCGGGUACUACAAGGACGGCGAAUACGGUAUCAGAGUAGAAAGCGACAUGCUGAUCAAGAAAGCCUCGUCAAAGAGCAAGUUCCUCAAGUUCGAAAACAUAACAGUAGUGCCAUACUGUAGGAAACUGAUCAACACCAAGCUACUAAGCGAGGAAGAAAAAACACACAUCAACGAGUACCACUCGAGGAUAUGGAGAACGGUGGUGCAUUUCCUGCAACCUCAAAGUAUCUCAUACAAGUGGCUGAAGAGAGAAACGAGCCCAUUAUGA